This is a messenger RNA of Trematosphaeria pertusa, 1161 nucleotides long. Its product is annotated as class I glutamine amidotransferase-like protein. The record is from RefSeq and is a predicted model, not a curated record. Bases 161 to 1036 code for a protein of 291 amino acids. Gene Ontology annotation, cellular component: nucleus; cytosol. The transcript has a single exon. Lineage: Eukaryota; Fungi; Ascomycota; Dothideomycetes; Pleosporales; Trematosphaeriaceae.
UGAGCUCGAGGGACCAAUCAGGAACGAGAACGUCAGACGCGCUUAAUCGACUAUCAGAUUCGGCAAUCGGCACCCGCACUACGGCUCGUGCCAGCACAUAUAGACCCUUAGGACCGCUGCUCUGCCCUGAAUAGCUGAGAAACCCGCUUGUCAAACCACAAUGCCGCGAAAGAUUCGGAUAGCGAUGCUCAACGCUGAUGUACCAGUACCCGCUGUCAUUCCAAAGUGGAACACGUACGGCAAGAUGUUCCAUGACCUCCUUGUUGCCGCUACUGGGCGCAUAUCUCCGGACGUUGAAAUCGAAUCGAUAGACUACAAUGUCUUACAAUUCGAAUAUCCCCAAUCUUUGGCCGAAAUCGACGUCGUCCUCGUCACUGGUUCUGCUUCCUCGUCAUAUGAAGACAAAGAAUGGAUACGUCGGCUUGACGGUUACGUGCUGGAUCUAUAUAUCGGUCACCCACGCAUCAGGAUGUUCGGGAGUUGUUUUGGGCACCAGUUGAUCUGUCAGAGUCUUCUGCGAGGCUAUGGUGUGAGAGUGGAAAAGGAUCCGAAUGGUUGGGAAUUGGGAGUGAAGGAGAUAAAGCUCGACAAACGGUUCCGCAAUAUGUUAGGAAAGGGCUCGAGGUCUUUCCUUAAACGAGGGCACUCCGUUCAGAUUCCCGAAACGAUGCGAAUGCAGUUCGUCCAUGCCGACCACGUCAGCAUACCCUCGCAAGACGCGCUGCCGAGUGCGUGGAGAAUGGUGGGGAGCACGCAGCAUUGUGCUGUUCAAGGCGUCUAUGAACCCGGCCGUGUUCUCACGCUGCAAGGCCACUUUGAGUUUAACAGAUUCGUCAAUACGGAGAUCAUGAAAGUUUUCGGCGCGACAUGGAAGCCGGAGGUGUUGAAGGAGACUCUGGACGCUAUCGACGCCGAUGACGAUGCUGAGGCCGCUGCAGAAAUGGUACUGCAAUUCUUGCUAGAGGAAGAAGCAAAGACGGGAGCUGCAACGCAUGCUACCAUUGGAGGAUUGCUGACUCCCCCGCUUGGAGAAUGAGAGGAGAGAGAGCAUUCCGGCCACCGAGCUGGAAGGAGAUGCGCGUCGGUUCUUCAUUCGUCCGCCUAUCCACGGCUCUUUGAAGUUCCCCGCCUCAGCGUGCAUGAACCAAGCGCGCCCACACG